Trichoderma gamsii is the source of this 1728-nucleotide messenger RNA. RefSeq lists its product as hypothetical. Gene Ontology annotation, molecular function: DNA-binding transcription factor activity. Bases 1 to 1728 code for a protein of 575 amino acids. Gene Ontology annotation, biological process: regulation of DNA-templated transcription. Lineage: Eukaryota; Fungi; Ascomycota; Sordariomycetes; Hypocreales; Hypocreaceae. The transcript is spliced from 3 exons. The record is from RefSeq and is a predicted model, not a curated record.
AUGAGUCGACUAUCUCGACACGAGGGCAGGUCCCCCCUGCCGUCAAUGCAGAGUGAAAUCUCAAUUCUCAACGCCGAAAAGUAUGGAGAGGAGCCCAGACGCACGCGAUCUUCCAAUGGAAAACGGUCGAUUUCAGAAGAUCACGACGACGACGACGACGAUGGAGUUCAGAAGAAGAGAUCCAGGGGCCGUCCACGAUUGGAUACCAAGGACGAAACCGCCGCCGAUCGUCGUCGAACUCAAAUUCGUCUUGCUCAGCGAGCGUACAGACACCGCAAAGACACUGCCAUCACCACUCUUGAGCAAAAGGUUAAAGAUCUAGAGGCCUCAAACGAGGCCAUGAGCAAGGAGUUUACUAAAUUCUACGACAUCAUCUUGGCUGAGGGCAUUUUCGAUAUUGCCCCUCAUGCUGCGCCUCGCCUCAGACUCAUUGCGGAUCGACUGCUCCGCAUUUCUAGCAUGGUCGGCACCAGCAGCAUCACAUCCGAGAGCGAGGAUUCCAUCAUGGCCAAGCCUGCGGGAGCUCGAAAAGGCCUCAGCGACGUGAGCAUGCACCAUGGCCAUCAGACAACUGGCUUGGGAGAAUCGGAUCUCUCAAGCUCGGCUUAUCCUACUAUUCCGCAUCACUCUAGUUCCUUCAACUACGAAGUCAUCACCCAGGCCACACCAAACAACGCCAGCUUCCCAUUCUUCACCUCCAUGGAGUCGUCCUCUUCGCAGCCGCCAAGCAGUAGCUUUCUAAGCACCUCUCUCAACAACCCUUCGCCCUACCCUCGACUCUCCUCUCCGACAUAUGGCAUUCAGGAACGCUUCAGCAAGAGGCUGCAGCGAGUGACUUUGGAGUGCGGCCUUAGAUUGGCCACCAUGAAGAACCCGCCGCCCGACCGGUACGCGACUGUUUUUGGCUUCAGUUUACUCUUUGAAUCCCGUGAUUCGAUUAUUCGACGAUUAGCAGCAAGUCUGAAGAAGAUACAGAGCGAGGGAGUAGACUGGAAGUUCCCAGCGCCUUCGAUGCAAAAUGACCAGUUUGGAUAUCUUGAAAAUCAGUUUUCUUCGGCUACUUCGGAGGAAUUGAAUAACGCGCUACUUUCAAUAACCAAAUCAGCUUCGGGCUUCUCCAACAUGCCCCAAUUCGGAACCCAGUCUCAAGCUAAUUCUGAUGAAAAAAAUGAGCAUCGGAUACGAAUACUUUGCCAGAACUUUGAGGGCGAAUUCUUCACAGCAGACGAAGUAGAGCUAUUCCUGCGCCGACUGGGUCUAGCCAUUCCUCCGAACGUUGACUAUGUCGAUUCCGAGUUGGAUCUGAACGAACUACAAGCCGCCGACGAAGCGAGCACCAAAAGCAACUUUGCUAGCAUUGGGCUUUCUCCUGGUAGCUCGGGCAUCAGCGGAAUUCAAGGCAGCAUGUGGCCGAUGAAUAGCCCGGGUGAUUUCGGAAGCUCUCUCCGAGGAGACUCUCCAGGUCAGAAUGAGGAAUCCAUUGAGUUUAGUGACAAGACUGACCUAGAUGGAGGAUUAGUUUCGUUUAUGAAUAACCACGACUUCAACCACAUGUGGCCUACGGGUUCCAACUGGUCCAAGACGAAAGUUUCAGUCGACGUGGGCCGAUUAGUAGACGAAUUGGUGAACGCAUCAGUUUGUCUAGGAAGGACGCCUGGUAUACGACCAAAGGAUGUUAUCAAGGCAGUCAAGGUUGCUGCCGGCCUAUCACCUGCUCAUGCACCAUAA